This is a messenger RNA of Mangifera indica (mango), 1448 nucleotides long. Its product is annotated as ethylene-responsive transcription factor ERN1-like. Lineage: Eukaryota; Viridiplantae; Streptophyta; Magnoliopsida; Sapindales; Anacardiaceae. The record is from RefSeq and is a predicted model, not a curated record. Gene Ontology annotation, biological process: regulation of DNA-templated transcription. Bases 167 to 1360 code for a protein of 397 amino acids. The transcript has a single exon. Gene Ontology annotation, molecular function: DNA binding; DNA-binding transcription factor activity.
UUCUCCAUGUAUAAAAACCCCAUACUCACUCAACACAAACAACAUAGCCAAUUUUCAACAAAGCACUCAAAAUAUUACAACUCUCAGCACAAACUACAGAACCAAAUUUCAAUAACCACUCGAAAUCUUACAAAAAUUUUACAAGCACAAAGACAAAAAAAGGGAAAUGGCAAGGAAGAGAAAGGCCUGUGAUGAAGGAGUGGUGGUGGAAGAGAAAAUCACUAGCAAUAUUGAAGCAAACAUGAGUUGGGAUGAGAUGGUGAAGGAGGCUGCAGCGGCCGCCGCCUUGGGAGGUGCAAGGCGGGCUCGAAAGCGAUUUGUUGGUGUCCGGCAGCGGCCAUCAGGCAGAUGGGUGGCUGAAAUCAAGGACACCAUACAGAAGAUUAGAGUGUGGUUGGGGACUUUUGACACAGCUGAAGAAGCGGCAAGGGCCUAUGAUGAAGCUGCUUGCCUGCUCCGGGGAGCCAAUACAAGGACAAAUUUCUGGCCUUGUUCACCAUCAACUUAUGCAACUCCGGCUCUUCCCUCUAAGAUCACUAAUCUCCUUCUUCAAAGACUCAAAGCAAGGAACAAUUCGACCUCUUCUGCAUCGAGUUCUUUGCCUGCAAAUCCGCAAGAAAAUCAGCAUCAUCAAGCAGACGAGUAUAACAAUAAUACUAACAGCAAACAAGAAGAAGCAGUUGCAGCAGCAGCUGAGCAUUUCACUGAUUCACAGUUCACUGAUUUUCUCAAUGAUUCUGAAGAUUAUUACACCAUUGAUAACAUCAAUAACACCAGUGGAAGUACUCUGGAUUCGAUGACAAACAGUUUGGAGUCUUGUUUAACUGAGAAAGAAGAAGAUUAUGCAGGCCAAUGUUCAAGUGCUGAUCAUGGAGAAUUUCAAGAUCAACAAGAAGAAGAGGAGGAAGAAUACAAAGAAGUUGAGCCUAUUGAUUUUCAUUUCCUCGACGACAUUGAUUCAUCGAGUUUUUACUCUCCAUUUGAGAUGGCAGAAGAGAUAGAGCAGGAGCCAAUGGAGGCUGGGGAGAUCUAUGUAGAUGAGUCAUCAAUGCUGAGAGCAGCAAUGAAGAGAAUGAAAUAUGAGAGGAAAUUCUCAGCUUCAUUGUAUGCCUUCAAUGGCAUCCCAGAGUGCUUGAAAUUGAAACUGGGAUCAGUGAAUGUGAAUGGGAGAAGCAAAUCAGAACAACUAACAAAACUUCAAAAUGCUUGUGACAGCAACAAGCUAAUGGACAAUGAAAUUCAAGAGAAGAAACAAGAAGAAGAAGAGAACAAGGAGGAAAUGAGCUCAAGCAAUAUUAAUGAAGGUGAAUUGUCACUUUGGAGCUCACUUGAUCUCCCACCAAUUUGCUUUGUGAAUUAAGAGCAAUGCUACGUGUACCCAAUUUUAGUAUCGAAUUAGAUACUCAAAUGUGUUAUCAUAUAAUUGAGUGAUUUUAAAUUAAAGAUAA